Messenger RNA from Nematocida major, 291 nucleotides. RefSeq names its product Dr1-associated corepressor. The record is from RefSeq and is a predicted model, not a curated record. Gene Ontology annotation, biological process: regulation of DNA-templated transcription. The transcript has a single exon. Bases 1 to 291 code for a protein of 96 amino acids. Gene Ontology annotation, cellular component: nucleus. Lineage: Eukaryota; Fungi; Microsporidia. Gene Ontology annotation, molecular function: protein heterodimerization activity.
AUGAAUACGCAGAAGCUGAGUGAGCUGAAGAAAAAAACCAAGUGCAGGUUUCCCAUAGCACGAAUCAAGAAAAUCAUGCAGAUUGAUGAAGAAAUAGGAAAAGUCAGCACGUCGGCCCCGAUAGUAAUAAGCCAUGCGAUUGAAAUGUUUUUGGUAAGCCUUCUUAAGCAGAUGGAGGCAGACGCCAAGCAAAAGUUGUCAAAGAAAAUAUUACUGUCGCACUUGGAGGCGUGUGUAGAGAAAGACCCGAAGCUAGAGUUUAUCAAGGCUCUGCUGGGCCCAAAGAAAUAA